Messenger RNA from Schistocerca americana (American grasshopper), 4770 nucleotides. RefSeq names its product nipped-B-like protein A. Gene Ontology annotation, molecular function: chromatin binding. The record is from RefSeq and is a predicted model, not a curated record. Gene Ontology annotation, cellular component: Scc2-Scc4 cohesin loading complex. Gene Ontology annotation, biological process: regulation of gene expression; establishment of protein localization to chromatin; replication-born double-strand break repair via sister chromatid exchange. The transcript is spliced from 24 exons. The coding region runs from base 1 to 4473 and encodes 1490 amino acids. Lineage: Eukaryota; Metazoa; Arthropoda; Insecta; Orthoptera; Acrididae.
AUGAAAAAGUUCAUGAGGAUAUUGACACCAGUAGUUGACAAAAUAGAUCCUGAGAAAGUGAAGAGAGCGAGGGCUUAUCAGAGGUUUACGCAGCUGGUAGAUGAUAUUGCUGAUGUGUCUACAGAUGUAAUCUACAAAACAGAUUCAGAUGUCACAAAAAAUGCCAUAAUAAGAUAUGAGAAUUUGUUGGAAUUGAAAAGCUGUGCAGCUGAGCUUAAGGAACGAGGUUAUAUUCAUGCAGUGCCAUCACAGAAACUCAUCAAGCUGCUCAGUGCAUUGCAAAUGAACAUCCGUGUUGCUGUUUAUGUCUCUGUGAGAACUGAUCCUGAUGAUGAUCCUUUUGAAAGAAAACUUCUUCAUGAAGUUAGCUCUGAAACAGUUAUGAGAGGUAUGACUGCAUGUAUUACAGCAUUAAGUGUUUUGACAUCUCCAAAUGUUCCCAAAAAGGUGUGUUUGGAAGAGAUUCUUGAUGUAAUAAUUACAUUCUUGGAGAACCAGAUGCAGCACACAAUAUACCCAUUCUUUGAUUUACUUUCCACCUCUUCCUCAAAAACAGGUCCUACAAACAACUGUAGCAAUCUUAGAAGGAAGAAAGCAGGUACGAAAAAGCAGCACACACUUUGUAAAGAAGGUAGUGAUCGAAUAACAGCAGUGCAGGUGGAGGAACAGGAGGGGAAAGCAAUAAAAGUUUUAUACCACCAAAUCGUGAAUGGAAUAUGCCUAUUAAUGGAAGUAGUUGCAUUAUAUCGUGCAACUCCACAACACAUUUCUGCCAUGUGUUCCUUAUCUGUGAGCCCUUUCUUCAUCAACAACAUAGCAGAAAUUCAGCUGGCUGCACUACGUCUCCUAGGAAUUAUUUUUUCUACGUAUGAAAAGUUCAGGCAUGCUGUACUUGGAGGACUCCUUGCAAGUACAAUGAAAUCAUCAUGCAAUAACCAGAUUCUACGCACAUAUAAAAUUGACAGUAGUGGUAGCAUUCAGAUGCUUACUGCUGUUGUGUUACAACUUGUACAGUGUUCUGUAGACAUGUCUACAACCCUUAUGUCUGAGUCUGAUAUACAGUCUGUUCUAGUGAAGAAGCACAAGGCAGCAGUAAAAGCAGUGGGAGUUUUUCUUCUUGAAUUUUUAAAAAAAUGUGCAUCAAGUAAGAAGGAAGAUAACACUUAUCGCAAGGCCUUCGAAGCUUUUGUUCAAGAUUUACUGAUUGCAGGGGACAAGCCAGAGUGGCCAGCUGUUCAUUCUUUCUUCUGCAUUCUCUGCAAUUUGUUUGCAAGAGGGCUUGAGAAGAAGGAUGCAAGUGCCCAGUUUCAUUUACUCUGUCUUCGCUGUUUGGGUUUGAUACUUUCAAAAGUACGGAGUGAUGCUGUAUUUUCACAAGGCAGAAUAAAUGAUGUUAUUCGUGUUGUGAAUUUGUUGAAAAGUCAAAAAAUGUCUGCUGGUGAAGAGAUAAUAUCAGAGAAACACUACAGUAAGGUGGAAAUUGUCGAAGCCCUACAGUAUGGGUUGAUCGAUUAUUUGACUGUAAACAUCAACCAGAAUCAAGACAUCUCAGAUCCUAGACAUUAUUACCUGAUGAAGUGGUAUAUAGAUGACAGUGUGCCCCAACUGAAAGAAAGUAAAUGCAAAAAACUGAAGACCUCAAAUGAAGGAACCAUCACUGGAUGUCAAAAGAAUUCGCUAAACGAAUUUCAUAAGGAUGGAAGAAAUAGCAAGGAAAACAAAAAUAAACAUAAAACUAAAAACCACAGUGGCAAUUAUUCUAAAAAGAAAUCUGAGGAAAGAAAUUCUGAAGCAAGCGUUUUGAAACAGAAGCAAUUACUUCUGAGUAAGAUGAUUUUAGAAAAUGUUGAUCAUAUGAAAGGUUCUCUGACAGAAUUUACUAUAAACUCUGAGGAUGCCAAAUUGAUUUGUAAAUACCUUCAUUCUUGUGAAAUAUUCUCAGAGAGCUCCAGUAUUUACCUCCAGUAUGUGAUAUGUGCAUUGUCUGAAAACUGUUCUGCCAUUUGUGCAGAAGCUAUUAAGUGUUUGAUAAUGAUAGUUGAAGCAGAUCCAUCUAUCUUGGGCAGAGAGGAUAUUCAGCAGUGUAUUAACCUCUCACUAGCUCAUAGUUCUACCUUGGUGCGUGAAAAAACUAUUGAUCUCAUUGGAAAGUUUAUACUUACUCAACCAGAUAAUUUUGAAAGAUAUUAUGAUUGCAUCAUGCAUUUCAUACAGGAUUCUGGUCUCAGUGUCAGGAAACGAGUGAUAAAAAUCAUGGAGGAAAUAUGCGAAAAAAUAUCAGACCAUCACAAAAUUCCAAAAAUAUGUGCAAAAGUGAUGGAAAGAAUCUAUGAUGAAGAAGAAAGUGUUCGGAAGCAAGUAAUGGCUGUGUUUUACAAUAUGUGGUUCAAAGGAGCAGCAGGUUCAGAAUUACAGAAAAGAGUGCACCAUAUCAUAAGUACAGUUUCAUCAGCUGGUGACAUGGGAAUUAAAUACCUCAAGGAACUUCUGAAAAGUAUGAAUGAACAAUUUCUGCAUACUAAUGUCCAAGAAGCUUGCCUUGCUGAAUGUGAACAGAUUUUGGGUUGCAUUAUAGAAAAUGUAGUAAAUUAUGGACAAACUGGUGUAGAUAAUCUCAUUUGGAGUUUUCGUGUAUUGUCUGUUAUGGCUACAGUUUGGCCUCAGCUCUUCGUUCCUCACAUUAUCAAUCUACAUACUUAUCUUAAUUAUCAUUGUGAGGCAGCUGAAAGUUACUAUAUAGUGAAAAGUGCUGCAGAAAUUGUGGAAGCAGUGCUGCCAUUAGUUGACUAUCCAAGUGAAACAUUUCUUUCUGAUGUGGAAGAAUGCUGUAUCAGAAACAUACUUCAGCAACAUUAUAUCCUUGUGAAGUCAAGCAUGUCAUGUUUAGCUGCUGUUGUCAAUAAUGCUACCCAUAAUUAUUCACUAAUAAGGGACUGCUUCUGCAGAUACUUCAUUCAUUUGAGGAACUUCCAAAAGGUACAUGAGAAAAAUCCUGAGGCUCCAGUACUGACAGAGUUUAAAAACUUCUUACGAAGAUCGUUGUAUAUCACUGGGUGCUUCCUAAGAUACUUUGACUUUACUGCUCCAGAACUUCUUAAAGAUUUAGAGGCUGACACUGUGAAGCAGGCAGUUGACAUCUUCAUGUACUUCUUGAAAGAUGAGUGUGGCGACGAACUUCCUGUUGCCCUUUGUGGUUUAGGUGCACUAUGUGUCAACCAUAGUGAGCUCAUGCUUGGAUCGCACAUCAAGGACUUGUACCACAGAUUCCUCACAACACAUGAAAUCAGUACCUGCAUAAAAAUACAAGUCCUGGAAAACAUAGAAAUGUACUUGGAAGAUGUUGAAGAUCGUUUGAUUAAGGAGGAUAAGAAAUGGACAGAAAUUUCUCACACCCAAAGCCUGAAAGAACGAGGUGAAAAGUGGUCUGGAGUGGCAAGCGCUGUCAUUCAGACAUACUUAAAGGAUAUAUUAAAUACAAACUUUCAUCACAACAAUCAACUGCGUUACAUUGUAUUUGAAAUUGUUCGAAGGAGCUUGUCUCAAGGACUUGUUGACCCUUUGCAGGUGGUGCCCUACCUUAUCUCUGCGACAACAGACUGUGAUGCAAGUCUCAACUAUUGUGCACAGAUUCAGCUUCAAAAUUUGCAUAGAUCACAGUCACGUGCAUUAUCUUGCAAAUUCCAGAAGGGACUGGAGGAUGCUCAACGGCUGCAGACUAUACUUCAGAACACAUCAGUCCCAAGAGGAGCACGAAGUGGCAUAGCUCUGCAUGACUGUCUCUACAGAAUGGUGUUUAGUAAUCGUCAGAGUAGGAAUGCAUUCCUACGACGGUUGCUGCAAGAGUUUGAUGUAAAGGGACUUCUAGCAAAUUCAACAAAUGAGGAGGAAAAUGCUGAAUCACUUUUGGCCCGACUCCCAGCAAAUAUAAACUCAUUACAAACUUGUGUUACAUCAUUUCAUGGUUUGAAGCUCCUCUUGUCCAUCAGAGAACACUUGCAGAAAAUUUAUUCUAUAGGCAACAGUAAAAUUUCACAGUAUACACCUAAGGAACACCUGAAACUUUAUGAAAAAUCUCUACCACAACAACACAAUAUAUCAUUUGAGCCAAGUGAGAUAUUGAAUGAUUUAACUAAUCAAGGACACAAAAUGGCAAAAACUUCUGAAAGAAAGAAGCUUGUCCAGAAAUACCUGGAGUUCAAACGACUCCUUGAAACUGACCUUGAAGAUCCUGAUAUCUCUAUUGGCAGAGAACAUGGAAAUGAAGAAUACAUUGCAUUACUGAAAAAUAAAAUGAAUGUAAACAAGAGUAAUGUACCUAAGAGUGCCCCAAGUAGGAAGGAUUCUCACAAACGGAAAAAAUUAAAUUGCAAGAAAAAAAUAGGAAAGAAACAAAGAAGGACAUCAGAAGAUGAAACUGAAGAAGAGAAUCAUAGCAGUUUUGAUGACAUAUCUGAUGGAUCAUAUGAUAUGUGAUGUUUCUGCUUGUGACAUUGCUUCCAAAUCUUAUGCUACAUGCCAAAGAAAAACUGCAAAGAUCACAUAAUACAGGUGGAGCAGAAACUGCUUGGAAAUUAAUACUACAUUUAUUAGUUUCACAUUAUUAAGAAAUAUGUAUACAAAUUAAGUUAUUUACUAAAUAUUAUGUAGUGAGUGUUACUGUUAUUUAUUUUAAAAUAAUGGGCACCCUUUCAAUUAACAGAAUUGCUUUUCUUAAUUGUAUUUAAUAUUGGUAAUGAUAUGAGUAAUGGUAAUUAUUCACUGUCUAGUAAA